Metarhizium album ARSEF 1941 is the source of this 4023-nucleotide messenger RNA. RefSeq names its product ABC transporter, transmembrane domain, type 1. The record is from RefSeq and is a predicted model, not a curated record. Lineage: Eukaryota; Fungi; Ascomycota; Sordariomycetes; Hypocreales; Clavicipitaceae. Bases 1 to 4023 code for a protein of 1340 amino acids. Gene Ontology annotation, cellular component: membrane; fungal-type vacuole. Gene Ontology annotation, molecular function: ATP binding; ABC-type peptide transporter activity; ATP hydrolysis activity. The transcript has a single exon. Gene Ontology annotation, biological process: transmembrane transport.
AUGUCGGCUCUACUCAUCACGGUCCUGGACCGGCCUACCAGCACACCUCGGAUUCUGUUCCUGCAGUAUUUGUUCAUCUUCAGCUCCGGUAUUGGAACUUACUCUUCUCAAUUCUUGGAACACAAUCUACGGUCCAUUGAUCCGUUCCGCAUCGCAAGACUAACUCUUUCUUUUCUCGGCGUCAUUGCUAUUGGUAGUAUGCCGCUCCGAAACCCAGCCUGGGAUUCCCAAGAUAUUGGAAGCUCAAAGCUGCCACCAUCUCAUCAUGUCCGAAGCCCAGAAGAUAAUCUUACACUCUUCAAAUUCUGGACCGUGACGUGGGUAUAUCCACUCGCCCGCGUCUGUCGCAAGAAAGAAAUCACGGUCGAAGACGUUUGGCAACUACCCCUCGAGUUCCAACACAAACGUCUAUUUCUGGCCUUCCGCGAGAUUCAGGGAAAACUUCUCCCCUGUCUGAUCGAAGCAAAUGGCCUGGAUUUGAGUAUUGCCACCAGUCUUGCUGUUGUUGAGAAAUUCUCCGAGGUAUCCACCAUUCGCCUCACCAGCCGCCUCUACAGUGCGCUGGACCAUGGGAACCCAAACGAAGCCAACUUUUGGUGUGUGGUAAUGCUAUGUCUGGAUUUUGUCCGACAGGUUUCCAAAACGACAUCUUCUUGGUACUCUCGGAAGGCCUAUGAAAGGUCUAGGGGUGAGACUUUCAUUGCGCUGUUUCGCAAACUUCUCACACGAGCCGUUCCAGGAUCAGAUGUCACUGAGAAAGGUCCACAAGAGGACGGCGCCGACUCCCUGACGGAGACGGAUAAUUCUGGACGAGGAGGGUGGUUUAGUUGCUGCAGCCGACGCAAGCAAAAAGCUUCAUCAUCUUUCGCAACAGCAGCCCCUGCAUCCAAUGCGAAGGUGGUCAACCUUGUGCGGGGAGACACCUACGAAAUUUCUCAGCGCUUCUGGGAUUUCCCAAAGCUUGUGUCCCAGCCCAUCAAGGUUAUCAUGACAAUUUACUAUCUCAUCGACAUCAUGGGUUGGCCGUCGUGCGUUGGCUUUGGACUCAUGAUCAUCUUCAUGACCAUCAACGCACUCCUCGUUCGCAAAGUCGUGCAACUGGAACGUUCUAGGACCGCACACUCUGACAAGCGCGCGCAAGCUGUGGCUCACUUUGUAGAAGCCAGCAGACCUUUGAAACUCAAUGGCUGGACAACUUCUUGGAGUGCUAGGAUAUUCCAAUUUCGAGCCAUGGAAAUGCUGAAGCGACUGCAGAUUGCACGGGUUACCGCAGCGAUAUCUACCACCAAUGUCGCUGGAGGCUCGGCCUACCCCUUUGCCAGUAUCUGUUUGUAUACCUUGAUUCUUCGACAAGGUCUGCCCAACGACGUCAUUUGGCCAUCUUUACAGCUCUUUCAUCAAUUGGAGACGAGCGUCAAGGAGGCUUUUGAUCUAAUUUCUGCUUAUUGGAAGGCAGUAAUACCCGUCGAGCGUGUCAAUAAAUACAUGGAAGAGCCAGAUCGGGACGACAAUGAUCUCGGAACUACCGAUACUAGGGAUAUCGAGUUUCGUGGCGCUUCAUUCGCUUGGCCCUCUACGAGCCAUUUGGUUCUUUCUCGCCUCAAUCUUAGAUUUACCACAGGACUCACAGUCAUUCGCGGGAAGGUUGGUUCUGGGAAGUCCAGUCUGUUGCUUGCAGCACUGAACGAAAUGGAGCUGCAUGGUGGUGAUCUUCUUCGACCAGACGAACCGGUUGGCUAUGCGCAACAGCUUCCAUGGUUACAGAAUAAAACAAUUCGAGAGAACAUCGUCUUUCAUCAACGCUUCGAUGUCGCCCGAUACCGGCAAGUUCUGCAUGCCUGUGCGCUUGGACCCGACCUUGCAGCUUUUCCAGAUGGCGAUCUCACAAAGUUGGAGGAAGGCGGUGUUGGGUUGUCUGGCGGCCAGAAAGCGAGGGUUGCUUUGGCCAGAGCCGUAUACAGUCCUUGCAGGAUUCUUCUUUUGGACGAUCCUCUUGCUCCUCUGGAUCAUGACACUGCGAGCAACAUCGUACGUCGAUUCUUGCAAGGGCCUCUGGCUAAGGAGCGCACAAUUGUCAUGGUCACUCACCGUGACGACUUGGUACUGCGCAUUGCUGAUCAAGUCAUUGAUAUGGACAAUGGGGCCGCUAGGACUUUGUCGCAAUCGGAAAUCAAAGAUGAACUUGAACAUCCCUAUCAUGCUACGUCCCAAAAUACUGUGGUGGAGGAGCAUGAACCACAUCACGAGACCCACGAAGAUGAAGGGGCAGAUUUGCACGAGGCACCGGAAGAGCCUUCAGAGACGGGUAGCGUGCCUCUGGCAGUCUAUUUGAACUACAUGAGGGCCGGUGGAUGGUAUACGUGGGCAUUGCUAGCCCUGUUCUACGGAAUUUCUAGAUAUUGCGAUGUUUCCGCAGCAUCGUUACUUGAAUCAUGGGGAAAUGAAACGGCAAAAGACGGUGUCAUCUCUGGCGAAGUACACUGGAACCUCCCUACUCCCGAACGGUUUCCGCAAAUCUGGCUAGCUGUGCUCGGCGGUCUUGGAAUGGGUCAAAUUAUAGCACAUUGUACGGCUCAAUUGCUGCUUGCUCAGAUCUCUGUCAAUGCCGCUCAAGGCAUUUUCAAGACUGCUGUCGACCGAGUGAGCAAGGCCACGUUCCGCCACCACGACACUACGCCUACUGGCCAGCUCAAAAACCGGCUCAUCUCUGACAUGGGCAUGGUUGACGGUGGGAUUCUUGCACCACUGGAAGGCUUUGUCUACAAUUUCAUUGCUCUUGUUUUGAGUAUCGUCGGUAUUGCGACACACCAGCCAAUACUGCUCGUUAUCCUGGGCACUGUGGCUAUCCUAUUCGUUUACUUUUUCAGAAUCUACGUUCCAGUUUCACGCAGUUUGCGACGCAUGGAAAUGAGAUAUCUGACCCCCAUCAUUGCCAACAUUGGCGUGAUGCAGGACGGUCUUGUCACUAUUAGAGCGCUCCGGGUAGAAAGUCGUUUCCAAGACAGGCACUUGGACGCUGUGGAUGACUUUCAGAAGCAGGACCACUUUUUCUGGAGUAUGGCUUUCUGGAUCGACUUUCGCCUCGGUAUAUCGUCUGCCGGCACUCGAGCUGCUCUGGUUUUUUUCAUGAUUUGGCGUGGAACGCCAGCAAGUGCUAUUGGAUUUGUGUUGACACAGACGACGGUUGCUAUGGGAUCCAUCCAACAGCUCUGCGACAAAUUUGCCCAGCUUCAACUUGACGCCGUGUCCCUUGAGCGUGUCAGCGUACUCGACAAGAUCCCGGAGGAGCCGAGUGGCGAGGAGGAGCCACCUGAGGAGUGGCCCAGGCCAUGUGACGACGUCAAAUUUGAGUCCAUGUCCUUCAAAUAUGCAGAAGGACUGCCGAAUGUUCUCGAAAAGGUGACGUUUCAGAUUCCUGGAGGAGCUACAUGCGCGGUGCUUGGAAGAACGGGGUCGGGAAAAUCAACCAUAGCCAACGCGCUCCUGGCGACGGACACGGCGUCGGAAGGCACAGUCAAGAUCGGCGGUGUAGAUGUUGCCAAGGUCAACCGCACCGCUCUUAGAAAUCGUGUCACAUUCAUUCAGCAAGACCCCACGCUGUUUCCGGGAACUCUGCGCGAUAAUAUCGACCCGGAGGGUAAAUUCUCAGACCAGGAGUGCGAAAAUGCGAUUCAAAGUGUUCUUGGGAAGGAAUGGGGAUUAGCGUCGCAAAUCGACGCGGGCGGCAAGAACCUCAGCCAGGGACAACGGCAGUUGGUUGGCAUCGGACGAGCAGUGUUGCGCAAGAGCGGGCUCGUCAUUCUGGAUGAAGCAACAGCGUCCAUAGACCGCGGGACUGCGGCCACGGUGCAACGAAUCUUGCGAGAGGAACUGUCCAAGAGUACAGUCAUCACCAUAGCUCACCGGCUCGAGGCUGUCGAGGACGCAAAUUGGUGCCUCCGUCUUGAACGGGGACAAGUCUUGAACUGUGGUCCCGCAGAGAACCUCGGCAAGAAGAAGAGCGAGGAGAAUGACGACAAGUAA